This is a messenger RNA of Lizanozyma spartinae, 963 nucleotides long. RefSeq lists its product as uncharacterized. The record is from RefSeq and is a predicted model, not a curated record. The transcript has a single exon. The coding region runs from base 1 to 963 and encodes 320 amino acids. Lineage: Eukaryota; Fungi; Ascomycota; Pichiomycetes; Serinales; Debaryomycetaceae.
AUGCAAGGCUCAUACAAGGGUAAUGGUCUCCCCAGGCCUUACUACAUGUCCCCAUCAGGUUCUAAGAAGAAACUGUCUCCAUAUGAUCAACUUCCUCGUCAGUUUUUCACUUCUCCUCGUCGCAGAUUAUCAGGUUAUUUGAUUUUAUUGGCAGUUAUUUCACUUUUGAUGUAUUAUAUUUCAAUGGACGUUCGUUCUUCUGCCGUCGACAAUACUUAUGAAAUCGUUUCUCAUGAUGAACUGGAAUAUGACGAUUCUUCAGACCCUGCUAUCCUAAAUAGUGGAGCAGGUAACAAUGCUGCUGGCUCUAUUGCUAAGGCUAAACCUGGCUUGAGUGCCCCAAAGAAGGGUUCCACAGGUGAAAACUUAAACCUUGUGGCAGACAAGGAACUGGACAAUCCAGAUUUGGCCAGCAACUUAGCUAGUAAUUCUAAGGGUGAACUUGGAUUAGGUGUUAACCAAGCUCCUAAGGGAGGGAUUGCUAAUGAAGCACCUAUUGUUGGAUCAGAUGAAGACCAGAUUAUUGGAACCGGGAAGGGAUCUAAAUUUAAGAAGAAAAUUGAUGUGGAUCCUACAGGCAAGAAAUCGAAAGAAGAUGGUACUGUUGGUGAUGCUGAUAUCGAAAAUUCCAUUCCCAAUAAAAAUUCUGGCAAGAAAGAUAUAAGUGCAGAUAUCAAUGGUAAGGUACAGGUCGAUGUUGAUCCUAGCUUGCUGCAAAGAACAAAGAAAAAGACAGGCUACAAAGCAAGUAAGAAUGGUGAAAACCCAGAAGAAGAUGACACCCCAAAGAACUCAUUUCAAGCUCAAAAGAAACAACAAAUGGAGGAAUUGAAGCAAAAACAGGAAUUGGAGAACCCUGAGGAAGAAGUUAAUAUUAAAGAAGAUAAGGUGGCCGAACAAGAAGAAAGCAAACCAGGACACAAAGCUGUUAGCAACGAACCUCCAUCCAUUGACAAUGCUUGA